Coniosporium apollinis CBS 100218 is the source of this 1737-nucleotide messenger RNA. RefSeq lists its product as uncharacterized. Gene Ontology annotation, molecular function: cadmium ion transmembrane transporter activity; manganese ion transmembrane transporter activity. The coding region runs from base 1 to 1737 and encodes 578 amino acids. NCBI's taxonomy places the organism in Eukaryota, Fungi, Ascomycota, Dothideomycetes. The record is from RefSeq and is a predicted model, not a curated record. Gene Ontology annotation, biological process: intracellular manganese ion homeostasis; iron ion transport. The transcript is spliced from 4 exons. Gene Ontology annotation, cellular component: membrane.
AUGAACUGCCCAUCGAGGAUCGAGCAUGACCUGCACGGCGACUGGAACCAGAACCCGAAUGCGCUGAAUGCCGACGCUACGACGAGGAACGACCUUAACCACAUAGCCAACCUUAGGCGCUCGUCGAGGAGUAUAGAGCGCGACGAGGAGAGGGAUACUAGGAGUAGGGACCUCAAUGUCGGGGAAGAGGACCCAAGCAAGGGCUGGACCGAGGCGCAGAAGGAUGCGGAGAGAGUAACCAAUGCGUCGGGGGAGACUGUCACUAUGAGGGAGACGGAGAAAAACGAAUCUACGCCUGGCGGAGCAGUACAACCUGUAGACGCCGGGAUGGACGGCGAACAAGACUUCCGUGCUCUCUGUAAAGGCUGGAUCAAGCGGGUGCGGGCCGUCCUUGUCAAAUACAUCAAAUUCAUCGGACCAGGCUUCAUGGUCGCCGUUGCGUAUAUCGACCCUGGAAACUACGCUACGGACGUCGCAGCAGGCGCUGCUUUCGAAUACAAGCUCCUGUUCAUGAUCCUCGUCUCCAACAUCUUUGCCAUUUUCCUCCAAAGCCUGUGCGUCAAGCUGGGCUCCGUGACCGGCAUGGACCUCGCACAAAACUGCAAGGCACACUGUCCUCCCUGGCUCAACUACACGCUUUACUGCUUCGCCGAGGCCGCCAUCAUUGCGACAGACAUUGCCGAGGUCAUUGGUACUGCCAUUGCGCUCAACGUGCUCAUCAAUGUCCCCCUCGUCGCCGGCUGCGCUAUCAGCAUCGUCGAUGUCCUUAUCAUCCUGUUCUGGUACAGGCCCACGGGGACGAUGCGUGGAGUGCGCGCCUUCGAGAUAUUCGUCAUGUUGCUCGUUAUUGGAGUAGUCGUGUGUUUCUGCUUCCAGCUGAGCCUGAUAGAGGAUGCUUCAAUUGGCGCGGUGUUCAGGGGAUACCUCCCGAGCGAGGUUAUAACGCAGAGCAAAGGACUCUACCAAGCCUGCGGCAUCCUCGGCGCAACCGUAAUGCCCCACAGCCUCUACCUAGGCAGCGGCAUUGUGCAGUCCCGUCUCCGCGCUUUCGACGAAGCAAACCCCUCCCCGGCCGCCCCCUCCCUCGACGCCAAAUACCGCCCCUCGCUGCGCGCGAUAAAAUCCUGCCUCAGCUACAGCAUCGUCGAGACAGCCCUCUCCCUCUUCACCUUCGCGCUCUUCGUCAACAGCGCCAUCCUCAUCGUCGCCGGCGCGUCUCUGCACGGUACCGCCGCAGCCGAGGACGCGGACCUCUUCCAGAUCCACGCGCUGCUGUCCUCGACGCUGUCGCCCGCAGCCGGCACCAUCUUCGCGCUGGCCCUGCUGCUCAGCGGCACCUCGGCUGGCAUCGUCUGUACCAUUGCUGGGCAGAUGGUGAGUGAGGGCCAGCUGAACUGGAAAGUCAAGCCCUGGGUACGGCGGCUCAUUACGAGGAGUAUCAGUAUCACGCCUAGUAUUAUUAUCGCGGGGGCGGUGGGGAGGGAUGGGCUGAGUCGCGCGUUGGAAGCGAGUCAGGUCGCGCUGAGUGUGAUUCUGCCGUUUGUGACGGCGCCGUUGAUCUGGUUUACGUGCUGGAAUAAGUAUAUGACUGUUGCAAGUGAUGAAAGAGAAACUGGCGUGGCGCAGACGGGGAUGCGGAAUCAUUGGGUCACGGCUGGUGUUGCGGUGUUGAUCUGGGGGAUUAUCGUUAUUAUGAAUGGGGCGUUGAUUGUGCUUUCGGCUAUGGGGAAGACGUAG